GAGGGCUCUCUAUAGGUUACAUGGCUGCUUAAACACUGGAUGAGUAGAGAAAAAGAGUAUGACUUAUCUGAACCUUCUGUUAAAGCUAUAACUCUUCAGUGAAGUUCAGAGUUAUUCCAUAAAGUUGUUUAUCUCACUAAAUUGUUUUAAAAAGUCAAGGAGAAAGAUGCAGAAUAAUACCACAUUUUUAUAGUACCAUAUAAUAUUUAAUUACAUUUUAGAGUAACGUUUAAAAGAAACCCGUUUAACGCGUGCAGAUAUUUGUGAUAUUUAGACUGUGCUUACAAUCAGUAUGUCAGGCGAAACAUACUACCAUCGAGGGGCGCUGUACCUAAACUUUAGGCUCAAGUGUUUGGAUGAAGAUGAAACCUACAACUUAAAAGUUAUAAAGUCAGAGAACCACAUGAGUUAUGAGGGGCAGCAGCCUACAUAAACAAACUUGAAAAACAAACGCCCAGAAAUUCCACUUUAAGUUCAAGUUUCCUGUCAUCAACUGGAUUUAUUUUUUAAAUUCUUUGGUCAUUUUCUUUAAAGCCUGUAAUUUUGGCUGAAUGCUCCAUCAGGGGGUAAGGAAAAACAAUUAUUUCUCAUUAUUAGUAAUGGCAGAGUUUUCAGGGAAAAGGUCCUUCCUAAGAAAAACGAUUUACGCGUCCGGUUCGCAGAGAAACGUGAAUGUUUCAACCCGUCCUCACAGCUGUGGGCUUACUGCUGGUCCAGAACUAAGCCUGCUCCCUUCACCUGGGUUUACUGAGAAGACUCCCUCCUUAGCAUUAAAAAUGUAUAAAAACUCGACACCCGUUUUCCUGUAACAGCGCAGAUCCUGGAGAAGCAGAAGGACCUUCCCGGCCCCAGAGAGCCGCGUGCAGGCUUCCUGCCGCAGGUGCCGCUGAUGCCUGUGGUGUGAAUGCCUGUGCAAAUGCUUUGUGAGUCGUCGGGGGCGUCUACAUGUGCUUUACGUCCAUGCUCUCAGUUAAAAGUGCUUUACUUUUUGGCAGGAACCGCCAUCUUCCAGUAAUUCGCCAAAAUGACCAACACAGAGGGAAAGAGGAGGGGCACCCGCUACAUGUUCUCUAGGCCUUUUAGAAAACACGCAGUUGUUCCUUUGGCCACAUACAUGCGAAUCCACGAGAAAGGUGACAUUGUAGAUAUCAAGGGAGUGGGCGCUGUUGAAAAAGGAAUGCCCCACAAAUGUUACCGCGGCAAAACUGGGAGAGUGUACAGGGUUACCCAGCAUGCUGUUGGCAUCACUGUAAACAAACAAGUUAAGGGCAAGAUUCUCGCCAAGAGAAUUAAUGUGCGUAUCGAGCAUAUUAAGCACUGUAAGAGCCGGGACAGCUUCCUGAAACGGGCGAAGGAAAAUGAUCAGGAAAAUAAGGAAGCCAAAGAGAAAGGCACUUGGGUUCAGCUGAAGCGCCAGCCUGCUCCGCCCAGAGAAGCACACUCCGUGAGAACCAAUGGAAAGGAGCCUGAACUGUUGGAGCCCAUUCCCCAUGAAUUCAUGGCAUGAUGGGUGUAAAGAAAAUAAAAGACCUGGACCG
Molecule: messenger RNA, 1538 nt
Organism: Kogia breviceps (pygmy sperm whale)
Lineage: Eukaryota; Metazoa; Chordata; Mammalia; Artiodactyla; Physeteridae
Product: large ribosomal subunit protein eL21-like
Biological process (GO): translation
Cellular component (GO): ribosome; cytosolic large ribosomal subunit
Molecular function (GO): structural constituent of ribosome
Source: RefSeq, a predicted model, not a curated record